Pseudomassariella vexata is the source of this 2040-nucleotide messenger RNA. RefSeq lists its product as uncharacterized. Lineage: Eukaryota; Fungi; Ascomycota; Sordariomycetes; Amphisphaeriales; Pseudomassariaceae. The record is from RefSeq and is a predicted model, not a curated record. Bases 1 to 2040 code for a protein of 679 amino acids. The transcript has 3 exons.
AUGUUUUCUACCCAGACGCCCUUCUGGGCGGCACUGGUCUUAACUAUAUUUUCUCGAUAUGAUUUCGUGUUGGCUGGCCAACAAUUGGACGGAAACGACAUAGCUGCACCAGUUCACCGUCGAGACCUGUCACUCGCUGACGUCACUCUCUGCGCCGUGAAUACAUCAACAUCAUCGCCUCUCCUAUUCAAUGGCUCCCUCGACGAUGCACUCGCACAGGUCGACAAUGUCGGCGCCGUCGGACAGUCCGUCGGCUUGGGAGUGGGAGCGGGACUAGCUACAACUCUGUCUAUCUUGUCAACGGAUCAAGCCAGGGCGAUCUCUGAGACCACUGCCGAUGGUCUGGAUAUUGCCAAUAACACCUUCAACACGCUGGCAGAGAGCCUGGGGGUGGGCUUGGCGGCAUAUCUGGCCCAGGCGGUCCAAAACUCUCCAACGAACCUCUCACAAGAAGUCGUCGAUGGUGGCAGAGGAUUGGGUUCAGGAAUGGCGACGGGAAUACAGCGAGGCUUCAACGCCAACUCAAAUACGUCAAUCUCCACUUCGACAACAGGCGUGGAGGGUUUCGCCGAGUCUGGAGCAUCUGCGUUUGCUGAAUAUUUUAUUCGAGCCUCGGUGGCACAAGGGGUGUUCGCCAAUAACUCCCUAUCGAGUUUUCUUGCGAGCAACACGAGUCUCGACAUGUCCAAGAUCACAAAGGGGUUUAUGGUUGGCUUCUUGCAGGGUAUACAAGACGGGGUGGACACUGUCGGCGGUGUCCCUGGUCUGCUCGACGGCACCGCUUUUGAUGUCGACACGAGCCAGCACACGCUGACGGCAACAGAAGUCAGCUUUGACGACUCUGUCAGGGGAGGCGCUUUCGGAUUCGCUCAGGGGCUAGGAGAAAAAGGGUUUCUGAUGGGACUUUUCCUGCUCAACUCAUCGCUGUCGACGAAUCCUACGACGAAUACGACGGUAGCAAGCUCUGAAAAACUCAAGAGUCGAGGUGCUAUAUCGGACGAUGGCCUAGAAUCAGUACCAGCAAUCAGACAUUCCCUACAAGCACGGAGCGCCAGUGCUCUUAACUACACGCCUGAGGCCAUCAACUCAUUCCUCCAGAGCGCCGUGGACACCCUCGGUGAACAAGGCACCGGAAGCCUCCUCGUGGCUCUACAAAACCUCCAGGGCAAGGGGCUCCUCGCCGCCGACUCGCAGACAUUGAACCUCACGGGCAGAGCAGUCGCGAGCAUCAUGGGAAACUCGUCCGCCACCGUGACCAACGGGAAAAACACAUACUCGAUAAACUUGCAGCGGCAGGAGACAGAAAUCAACGGGCAGGCAUCCGACGUGUUCAUGAGGAAUCUCGUUAUCCACAUGCUCGUCACAGCUCUAGCUUUCUUCUUCAUCUUCCCCAUCGGCAUGGCCUUCAAGAGCUACCGCCACCUUGCAGUCACUGCACAGAAACCAGAGAAGUUUGUUAAAGCGCCGCUGGCUCAACACAUCGUCUUGUACGGCCUCUUCAUACCUACCGCCGCCGCUGGUCUGUUCUUUGGAUUUCAGGUACCCGGUACUGCGGGUCAUUUUACUGGAAGUCAUGGGAUCCUUGGUCUUAUCGCAAUUAUCCUCAUGGUCCCCAUGGCCGCGCUCCACUGGGGCGAAGUCAAGUUCGCCACGGCGCUUGAGUUGGACCCAUCGCUUAAAACAACAUGGCCCGUGAAAAUUGCCGCAAUCCUCAAGAAUGCCGUUUUCGGUCUGGGAAUAACAGCAGGUCUCGGUGGAUUCAAUGACCUGCAGACCAUCCUGCUCGGGUUGACGCAGAGCAUAGGGAUGGCCAACUCUGUUGUCAUUGGGUUCGUCUUGGCGGGAAUCAUGAAUAUUGCCAUGGGUAUUGGUAUUGCAGAUUCUCUGAUUAGCAAGAAGAAGAAGGUGAAGAAAAACAAGAAUGGGCCCGUUGAUGAGGUGCCACUGACGACUUUUGCGACCUAUCAGCCUUCACAACAGGUGUACAACGAGGGUUAUCCAGUCGAGGAUAAUAAUUAUAGACCUAGUCACAUGGUGUAA